AUGGUGAUGUGUGAGGCUUGUUUACUUAUCUUGCAGGGUAUCGUCGGCAUCCGCACGGCCAUCCUGGUCGUCGCCGGCCUCGCCUGGUGUGGUAGCGUGCUCGCCGGCGGCUGGGAGGAGCGCGUCUUCAACGUCGAGCACUUCGGCGCUCGAGGCGACGGCCUCACGGACAGCACCGAGGCGUUCGUGCACGCAUGGACCGCGGCGUGCGGCGCCAGGGGCGCGUCGGCGUCGCUGCUCGUGCCGGCGGCCAAGUCCUUCCUCGUCGGCCCCACCGAGUUCAGAGGGCCCUGCGCCGCCACCAGAAUCACCGUCCAGGUAAUGGGCACCAUUACGGCGCUGCCGGCGAGCGCAUGGGACCGGCAGAACUACUGGCUGAUGUUCCGUCAGGUCGACGGGCUCACGGUGACCGGCAGCGGUGGUGUGCUCGACGGCCGAGGCGAGACUUGGUGGAGCAACAGAUGCAGAGACGGUGAUGAAUGUAUUCCUCAUGCUCCCACGUCCCUGGUGCUGAUGGACUGCACCAACCUGGAGCUGAGCCACUUCAGCAGCAAGAACAGCCCGCAGAUGCACAUCGCCGUCAUCCAGAGCAGCAAGGUCAACGUGACGCAGCUCACCAUCACCGCCCCCGGGGACAGCCCCAACACCGACGGCGUCCACAUCGACCGGAGCGAGGACGUGCACAUCACCGGAUUAACCAUCGGCACCGGCGACGACUGCAUCUCCAUCGGCCCCGGCAGCCACUUCGUCACCAUCGACGGGAUCAUGUGCGGGCCCGGCCACGGCGUGAGCGUGGGGAGUCUCGGCAGGCAUGGCGCAAUGGAGUCAGUGGAGCACAUCGAUGUGAGAAACGUCCACUUCAUCAACACCAUGAACGGAGCGAGAAUCAAAACCUGGCAGGGUGGGAGAGGCUACGCGAAAUCCAUCUCCUUCACCAACAUAAACUUCACCAACGUGGAAAAUCCAGUGAUCAUCGACCAGUUCUACGUAGACCGCGGCGUCGUCCCAAACGCGGGGGCAGUGGCGCUGAGCAAUAUAACGUACACGAACCUGAAGGGGACUUCGAGCCGGAAGACGGCCGUCGAUUUCGACUGCAGCGACAGCGGCAGUUGCAGGGACAUCAGCGUCAGCUCCGUGCUGAUCACAGCUUCGGACGGCCGAGGAACUGAAGCCCGCUGCCGAAACGCUCAGGGGAAAACCUCCGGAUACGUCUACCCAAGAAUCCCUUGUCUUAGCUAA
This is a messenger RNA of Lolium rigidum, 1239 nucleotides long. RefSeq names its product polygalacturonase ADPG1-like. The transcript has 8 exons. Bases 1 to 1239 code for a protein of 412 amino acids. Lineage: Eukaryota; Viridiplantae; Streptophyta; Magnoliopsida; Poales; Poaceae. The record is from RefSeq and is a predicted model, not a curated record. Gene Ontology annotation, biological process: carbohydrate metabolic process. Gene Ontology annotation, molecular function: polygalacturonase activity.